Gastrolobium bilobum is the source of this 971-nucleotide messenger RNA. RefSeq lists its product as uncharacterized. The record is from RefSeq and is a predicted model, not a curated record. The annotation marks the transcript as partial. Lineage: Eukaryota; Viridiplantae; Streptophyta; Magnoliopsida; Fabales; Fabaceae. The transcript is spliced from 4 exons.
GUUCAAUCUAACUUUUCAAGAAAACAUAGAUGAUGUUGAUGGUUCUGACAAAGGGAGAGAAGAAGAUGGAAGACCCUGUUUGUCUGCAAUAGAUAGAAGCGAUGGUUUUCUAGAUAGGGAACUUGCUGCCAGUGGCUUUACUAGAAAGAAUGAAAAGGAUAUUCAGAGGUUCAUUGAAGGCAGGGCAGAUAGUGAUACAAAUUCAGAUAGUGAAGGGGCUGACUCAGUGGAAGAUCUGAACGAAGCAAACAUUAAAGAUGGUGAUUUUUCACAUUUGUUGGAGCCGGUUGACGGACAUGAAAGUAUGGGAAUAGAGGAGAGCUAUGAAGCGGGUGAAAGAAGUACCUCUGACAAGGAGGAUGGAAGUGACAAGGAAGAACAUAAUCAAAAUGCAAUGGAAAAUGAAGCUGAGCUCGCAAAGAGCUUGAAUAAGCAGAGACAACGUGCCAUAGCAGCCUCUCAUAGAGGACGGAAGACCUUUGCAUCCAGGAAUUCCUACAAAGACAAGGGUGGUAGGUCAUCUCACAAUUCUAAAAUACAGAAACAGUUGAGCAGCUGGUGAGAUUUGGGUGACAAAACCCAUGUGAUUGACCACAUGGUUAUGGAAUAUGUUAUAAAGAACUAGAAAAGAAUAUAGUUUUAUCCGUGCCAUCUAUCACAAGCAUUAAAGUUUGGUUGGCAUCAUAGACUUAUUUACAUCAAAAUAUAUGUUCAAACAUAUAUAACGUAAGGAGAUAGGAAAGCAAAUAGGUUGUGUCUGUUGUACACGAGUAUUUUUUUUUUGCCUAUGGAGUAUAAUUAUAUCCCUUUUGCGUCGGUUAUUUUCAUUUGGAAUGAAAAUUUUGCCUUUACUAUAUUAGUGGGAAUUUUUCUUCACUCAGUUUUUUUUUUUGGUAGGACUGAAAGCAACAAUGAAUUAUCUCUACUAUGUUGUCUGCUUAUAAGAUUUCAAUUGUCAGAAAUGCAUAAGC